GUGCAAAACAAACCCCAAUCCCUACUUGGACCGAUCUCUCCGCUCCACUUCCUCUUCCUCUGCCGUCUCGGAUCCAAACCACCGGGCGGGGCACCCCUUCCCCUCUUGGUUCUUCACCUUCGGCCGCACGGCAGCAUAGGCGGUGGCAGCCGACGUCUCUCCCUCCUUCCCCAUAAAACCGAUCUGCGUUAAAUUCUCGCUGUCUUUUGACCACGGUUCAGAAGGCGUAUAAAGAAGUUGGAAAUUUCAUCAGGUUUUCUUUUGAAUUAGUGGAAUAUGGCAUCUGGAUUGAUAAAUGCUAAUCCUGUAGUUUAUGAAAGAAAAGAGCGCCAGGUUCGGAGUGUGCCAACAAUCAUUGAUGAGGAUGCUGAAGAGCUAAUUGAUCAACAGGAAAUUUUUGAUUAUAUUAGAGAUAUACAGGAUCCAGAACACCCAUAUACACUGGAAGAGCUGAAGGUGGUAACAGAAGAUUCAAUUGAAGUGAAUGAUAAAAAAAGUCAUGUUAGUGUUACUUUUACACCAACGGUUGAGCAUUGCAGUUUGGCAACUACUAUUGGACUUUGCCUUCGUGUUAAACUUAUGCGUAGUCUCCCUUCUCAUUACAAGGUGGACAUAAGGGUGGCACCUGGGACUCAUGCAACUGAAGCUGCUGUGAAUAAGCAGUUAAAUGACAAAGAACGGGUUGUAGCAGCUCUGGAGAAUCCUAAUCUAAUGUACAUGAUCGACAGGUGCUUAGAACCAGCCUUUUAUUAUUGAUCUUGGUUGGGACCUCCUCCCAGAAUUAUGGAGACCACUGUUUGUAUGUUUCUCCUGCCUUCCCACCACUUUAUCUUACUGCUGUUUUGAAAUAUUUCAAGGAUCUCACUUGUAUAAUUGUAUUGAUUUUGUGAACUAUGAUUAUUUCGGAACAUAAAAAUUCCUGUGAUCAAUAAAAGCAAAUAGUUUUGACA
Musa acuminata AAA Group (dessert banana) is the source of this 950-nucleotide messenger RNA. RefSeq names its product protein AE7. The coding region runs from base 277 to 756 and encodes 159 amino acids. The transcript is spliced from 6 exons. NCBI's taxonomy places the organism in Eukaryota, Viridiplantae, Streptophyta, Magnoliopsida, Zingiberales, Musaceae. Gene Ontology annotation, biological process: iron-sulfur cluster assembly. The record is from RefSeq and is a predicted model, not a curated record.